AUGGAAGAAGUGAAACGAGAAUCACUUACUUUCUUAACAAUCUUCAGUGCGAUUGCUGGAAUCAUGGGUUUCGCAAUGCUCAUGGUCGGAGUUUGGGCAAGUAUUUCGCAUGCGAGUUGGAAAUGGUUUUGGUUGAUAGGGGGCCUGGUUUUAUAUGUCUUUCACUUGAUCGAAGCCACUUGCUUUGACAAGACAUCCAAGUAUCUGUCUUGGAUCCUGACGGAAAAAGCCUUCCAGCAGCACAUUUCAACCUUACAACGGGCCGAGCCACAAAUCAAGUGGGCUAUUCAGAAUUGGCAUUACGAGGAGAAGAAGACCAAAGACAAGAAUGGCAAGGAACGCACUGAGCGAAAACGUGUGAACACGCAUUACGCUGAAAGCUUCUAUGAUAUCCAGGGCUUCCUUGAUGAGACUUUGUCGCCCUUACAGAUGUUGGCGAUGUUUCACUUACUCUAUGAUGCCCAGGAUGAGCACGAAAGCCUUCUGAGCCCUCAACGGUCACCCCGUUGGUCAAAACCAAGCAGGUCGUUGUUCUUACUCUGCGAGAUGCCGCUGGAUUAUCGCCCAGUGGACCAGGAAGAAGAGCUCCGCAUGAAACGCCUGCAAGAGGAGUUUUAUCGAAAGAAUACCUGUGAUACAAAUCAGGAGAAGAGCGAGGUGAAUCUCAUUCGCUGCGACUACCAAAGUCAUGUGAUGGUGAUUCUAAAGGAAGGCACAGACAACAGUGAUGAGAGGCCAUGGUGGAUGCAUUUUAGGGUCUAUGUGCUUGCGACCUUCUUCCUCUUGAGCUUGCCAUACAGGUGCAUCUUCUUCCGCGAAUGCCAGAAGAUCACUUGGGAGGUGCUGAAGCACAUCUCCCACCGCCCGAUCACCCUGUGGACUGCCCCACCUCAACAUCGACGAGCCCUUCGGAGGGAUUUCGCCUCGCAAGCGUAUCGGGCCGUGCGAGCUGAGCUUGACGAAGGGGGAGCUGGAGCAUCCACACCGGGUCUCGCGAGCACCGGGGCAUUCGCAGGUCCCACGUCGCUCACUGUGGAGAGGGUGGAGACGGAGGCCGAUGUGGCUUCAGGUGUGCCCUGGUAUUGGAAGAAUCGAGAUUUGAGCCAGGGAUUUGAUGAGAAGAUCAACUUAUCACCUGGUGACUGCCAAAAAGUGCAAGAGCUCCUGGACCAGACCUUUCAGCACAAAGGCACUCGAGAUCGAAAAGAUCGUCUACCUUCAAGACUGCUGGUGUCGCAGGUGAUCCGGAUGGAACACAGCAGACUCUGGCAACGUUUCGAGAGGAAGAAAAAAGACCUGGCCGCUCGUGUGGGGCGUCCGCCGCUGAUCAGCGAGCUCCCGGGCAGUGGUGCCGUGAAGACGGCGUUGGAGCUGCCGGCUUUCGCGGCGGGACCGGAGCUGCCGGCGUUUUUGAAGGAGAUCACUCGGGAGCUGAAUGAAGCCUUUCUAUUCCAUGGUUCCUCUCCCGGUGGGGCUCUGGGCAUUGGCGAAAAUGGUUUCGACAUCAGUCGUGCUGGUUCAAGCACGGGCUCCAUGUUUGGCGCUGGUGCAUACUUGGCUGAAGCAUCCAGCAAAAGUGAUGAGUAUGCCACGGAAGAUCCCAGCGGUUUGUUUGGGGGAAAGCUGGCCCUUUUGCUUUGUCGCACGCUCUUGGGCAACGUCUUCUAUAUCACGGAGUCAAACCUUCGCAGAAUCCAAGAAGCUUUGGAGACACACAGCUUUGAUAGCAUCCUGGGGGAUCGAGAAGCGGCCAUUGGCACCUAUCGAGAAUUCGUGGUUUGGGAUGAGGCACAGAUCUAUCCCGAGUACGUGGUGAUUUACCAGCGACACUUUGAGUGA
Messenger RNA from Durusdinium trenchii, 1839 nucleotides. The record is from the annotation of a GenBank genome assembly. NCBI's taxonomy places the organism in Eukaryota, Dinophyceae, Suessiales, Symbiodiniaceae.